Molecule: messenger RNA, 1362 nt
Organism: Oncorhynchus kisutch (coho salmon)
Lineage: Eukaryota; Metazoa; Chordata; Actinopteri; Salmoniformes; Salmonidae
Product: gastrula zinc finger protein xLCGF3.1-like
Exons: 2
Coding region: 221-1249 (342 amino acids)
Source: RefSeq, a predicted model, not a curated record
AGCAGUCAAAGAGGAGGAGGAGGAGGAGAGAGCAGUCAAUGAAGAGGAGGAGAACAGGGAAGUGUCUGCUCCAGACCUAGAGGAGGAAGAGGAGGAAGUAGAUAGUAUCACUGACCCAGGAGAGAGCUCCAACCCAGGUUCAGACAGUGAGCCCAGUUCCACAGCAUCAGGAAACCAUAAACACAGACAGAGGAACUCAAGACAGAAACAUCACCACUGCAUGGACUGCUUCACUAGUUUCUAUGAUCCAGAGGAGUUGAGAAGGCACACUUGUAGGCCAAGACCCUGCACAGACUGCAGAGACUGUUUUACUUGUCCAACUCACCCCAAAUCUCCCCAUCAGAUUCACAAAAGAAAGAAGCCUCACCCGUAUGGUCAAUGUGCGGAGAGAUUUCAGACCCCGAGCACUUUGAAGAGGCACCAGCUUAUUCACACAGGAAAGAAGUCGUGGAAGAGGUUCCAUCGUGUAGACACCGUAAAGGCUCACCAGAGAAUACACACAGGGGAGAAGCCUUUCCACUGCUCCUUGUGUGGGAAGACUUUUGGUUGGUCAAUACAUUUGAAGAGACACCAGAAAAUACAUACAGAGGAGAAGCCUUUCCACUGCUCCCAAUGUGGGAAGAGUUUUAAUCAGUUAUCAAAUUUAACGAAACACCAACAAACUCACACAAGAGAGAAACCUUUUCACUGCUCCCAGUGUGGGAAGAGUUUCAGUCUGUCAUCAUAUCUGAAGAAGCACCAAAUAACUCACACAGAAGAGAAACCGUUCAGUUGUGAUCAUUGUGGGAAGAGUUUUAAAUUGGAAGGAAGCCUUAAGAGUCAUCAGAGAAUGCAUAGUGGAGAGAAGCCCCACCAUUGCUCGCAAUGUGGUAAGAGCUUCGGUCAGGCAGGAGACUUAAAGAGACAUCAGAGAAUACACAGUGGAGAGAAGCCAUACCACUGCUCUCAAUGUGGAAAAAGCUUCAGUCGGUUAAAUGUCCUAAAGCAACAUCAGAGAGGACACACAGGGGAGAAUCCUUUCCACUGCUCCCAAUGUGGGAAGACCUUCAGCGAGAAAGGAAAUCUAAAGCAACACCAGAGAAUACACACGGGAGAGAAGCCAUACAGCUGUGAUCAGUGCGGGAAUUGUUUUAAAUGGAAAGAAAUGCUGAAAGAACAUCAAGAAGUAAUUCACAGUGCAGUGCCCAACACUGACCUUAUAAUGGAGCUGCCAAGCUGGGCGGCUACAUAUCUAACUAAUAUUGACUGACUGUUUUUGUAAUUAUUCUGUUAAACCUUUUUUUACAUGUACAGUGGGGAGAACAAGUAUUUGAUACACUGCCGAUUUUGCAGGUUUUCCUACUUACAAAGCAUGUAGAGGUC